GCAGCGGAGGCGCAGAGGCACGCGCUCCUGGACACAUCUGGAGAGAGCAGCUGCGCACGCAGAGCUGCAGGAUGCGCUUCUUCGCUCUCCUCUGGACACUCUGCUUCCUGCUGAAGGAGGCGCGCGCGUGGGGCUACAAGAACGGGAUAUUCCACAACUCCAUAUGGCUGGAACAAGCAGCUGGAGUUUACCACCGGGAGUCCCGCAAAGGGAGAUACCAGCUGACGUAUAAAGAGGCCCGGGCCGUCUGCAAAUACGAGGGAGGGAAGCUGGCCACUUACGAGCAACUGGAGGCGGCUCGUGAAAUAGGCUUCCACGUGUGCGCCGCUGGAUGGUUCGCCAAAGCCCACGUCGGAUACCCCAUCGUCAAACCCGGAGCCAACUGUGGCUUUGGGAAGGUGGGGGUCGUGGACUACGGACACCGGCGGAACAAGAGCGAGCGAUGGGACGUCUACUGCUACAACCCGGACUCCAAAGAGUGCGGUGGCGUGCUGACGGACCAGCUGAGGAUCAUUCAGUCCGCCGGCUUCCCUGAGGAGUACCAGGACGAGCAGAUCUGCUACUGGCACAUCCGCGUGCGCCUGGGCCAGAGGAUCCACCUCCACUUCCUGGAGUUCGACGUGGAGGAGGACGUGGGCUGCCUGGCCGAUUACCUGGACGUGUACGACAGCUACGACGACGUCUCCGGCUUCGCCGGGAGAUUCUGCGGAGAUUAUUUACCUGAUGACAUCAUCAGCACAGGAAACGUGAUGACGCUGAAGUUCCUCUCGGACGCCUCCGUCACGGCCGGUGGAUUCCAGCUCCAGUACGUCGCCUUCGACGCGUCUCCGUCGGCCCAGAAUCACACGUAUUACCUCCGCUGACCCCCGGUUUGAUGCAGCUAUCCUCUAAUGAACGUGUCUUUAUAGCUGAUUAAAGAAAUACUUUGAGGUCUCUGACGAUGAUCUCACAUUGUGGUUAUGAUAAACACGUUGUGUGGUAUUUUAUGGUUAAAAAAUAAACUGGUUUCUGGUUAUUAUAAUUGUAUUUUCAUAGAUUUUCAUGCUUCUUUUUAUUUUUUUUUAUCACCCAUCACCGUUCUGUAUAUUCACACCUCCUACUGGAUUUAUGAUGUUGUAGAAUUUACAUUUUAUUUAUUCGUCACACGGUCGCUAAGACGACUAGAAACGUUAUCUUUAUAAAUGCAAGACAUUUGCCCACCCUGUAAGUUUGGUUCUCCAAGAGACUUAAUGAUAGACAUAUUAUACAUAAUAAUUCAUUCAGCGCUAAUGUACAUUUUAUCACUAUGAAUAAUUACAACGUUUCAUCUCUGGUGAUAAAUCAUAGACUGCAUAAAGCAUGGUCAACGUCUCUGUGGGAACAAAUACAAUGAUGUAAUAUUAGCAAUAGAUAAAGUAUUUAAAGUGAACUCCAGCUGCAACAUUCAUCAAUAUGCAUCAAUAAUUCAAUAACGUAGGGAUAUUAUAUAUAUUAUUAUGAAAAUAGGCGAUUCUGCACAAUGAGUAUACUUUAACUAUACUUUUUGCUAAAACGUUGUACUUUUAAUUAAUUUUGAAUGCAGGAAUUUUUACUUGCAAUAUAUGUAAGACAGUAUAUAUCUAAAACAUUAACAAAAUUACAACAAAAAAAGUGUAAUAUUCCAAACUCAGACUUUGUGAAUUUGAUCAGAUUUGAACCCACAAACUGUCGUCAGAUUCUGAUUUAAAUGUUGUGUGAAGUAUCACACCAACAAAAACAAAGAAUAUAAUUUUUAUUUCUACACUGUGGUAUUACUAUAGGCCAUCUAAGAUGUGAGUACUUCAUUCUAUUUGAUGUACUUAUUUUUAAAAUUCCUAUUCAUUUAUAUUUUUGUGUUUAAUGUUUUGUUUCACGGCUCCUUUAAAUCA
Molecule: messenger RNA, 1886 nt
Organism: Cyclopterus lumpus (lumpfish)
Lineage: Eukaryota; Metazoa; Chordata; Actinopteri; Perciformes; Cyclopteridae
Gene: tnfaip6
Product: tumor necrosis factor, alpha-induced protein 6
Exons: 6
Coding region: 72-863 (263 amino acids)
Biological process (GO): cell adhesion; negative regulation of inflammatory response
Molecular function (GO): hyaluronic acid binding
Source: RefSeq, a predicted model, not a curated record